Dacryopinax primogenitus is the source of this 722-nucleotide messenger RNA. RefSeq lists its product as uncharacterized. The transcript has a single exon. Lineage: Eukaryota; Fungi; Basidiomycota; Dacrymycetes; Dacrymycetales; Dacrymycetaceae. The record is from RefSeq and is a predicted model, not a curated record. The coding region runs from base 77 to 451 and encodes 124 amino acids. Gene Ontology annotation, molecular function: protein binding.
GGAACGCUCUUUUCCCUCUCACACUUCUGUAUAUCCGUUUCUCCCCCCACCUGGAGUCAUCUUAUUUGCUUAGUAAAUGCCGUAUCCCACCAUACCAAAGAGGAAGAGAGCGAAGCAUACUCGUCGACGUGGACCUCCGAAGGAUCCGACAGGACCAUGCUACAUCGAGCGCUUGCCACUCGAACUCUUAUCCGAGAUUUUUACACUCUGCGAGCGAGAUGAACGGAGGUUGGGUGGAAGCGAGAUCCCCGUCGAUGAGUCAUGCGCUGUCCGAUUCUCCCUAGUGAAUCGGUUCUGGAGGAGAGCCGCUCUGUGUACGCCUGCUCUGUGGACAACAGUCUGCAUCUCAACAAACCACCAUAUGCAUCGUGCCGUACGGUGGAUGGAGCGAAGCAAACGACGCAAUCUCACUGUUACGAUGUUUGCUACCCAUCCUGUGACGGUGCACUGAAGUUUUCGUUGCAUUUUACCGGAGCUGUAUCGAGUCGAGACACUCAACAUGAACAUGAGCAAGCACCGAGUCCGACGUCCGUUCCCGAACUUAGGUAUUUCCACCGACUUUUUACGAAAGCUGCAGCUGGCGCAUGUCAAAUUUUCCCGGAUUGAUGACCUUUUCUAUGCAAUGUACGACUGUUCCGGACUGGUGUCUCUCGAUCUGUCGUAUUCAUCUUGUUUUCCCCCAUUCCGUUCUGCCGUUCGCCGUCGUCUGGAGCUAGCCAAAC